ACUUCUGCACUGUUACAGUGAUGACUGUGGUGGUAGUCCUCAUUCAACACCCUGUUCCCCCAUGGAAAAGACAUGCAGUGUUUGUCAUUUCCACUGCACCCAGGGAACUGCACAGCACUGUGCACAACUGCUGUUCGGGUCUGCAGUUCACCAGUUUCUGUAGUUGCCAUUGCUCAUGCUGAGCUCUGCAAGCCAGAUGCACAGAAUGCUUUCAAAGUACGGAUUAGUAUCAAAACAGCUUUGGGAGAUAAUGCAUAUGCCUGGGAUGCUAAUGAAGAGUACCUCUUCAGAGCAAUGGUGGCUUUUGCAAUGAGAAGAUAUUCCAGCAAGAGCACAACUCAAAUUUCCAAUGUGCUGCUCUGCAAUGUGACAGACCGGGUGUCCUUUUGGUUUGUGGUUACAGAUUCUUCCAAAAAUGUGACAACUGUUCCUGGAAGUGAGGUGGAGGCAGCCAUCAGGAUGAACCGGAACAGAAUCAACAAUGCCUUCCUACUGAGUGACAAGACACUGCAGUUCCUGAAGAUAACAUCAACCUUGUCACCUCCUGUUGAGCCCUCUACACCUGUCUGGAUUAUUGUAUUUGGUGUUGUUCUUUGUCUCAUUGUGGCUGGGAUUGUUUUCCUCAUUGUUUCAGGGAUUCAGAAACACAAGAAAAAGAAUAAAGAGUCAACAGAGAGAGAAAAUUUAGAAGAGAAAGUCGAAGUGACACUAGAAAAUGGGAUUCCUUGUGAAGCACUGGAUUUAAAAGCAGGCCACAUUAAUGGAGUCUUUGCAGCAGAAGAUGAACGGUUCACGUCCCUAUGAAAUGCUGCCACUGCUCUCUGGUGGUUUUCUGAAAGACUCCUGUGCCUGACUUUUAUCUUCACUACUCCUAAAUGUCAAACAUGAAGACAAGAAAAAUGUCCUUUCAUGUAAUUUCCCUUGAGAGAACCUUUUACUUGGGUGAACCUCCAUUACAGUUCUUUUUCAUGAGCAAUUCAAAUAAGAAGGCCUCAGAUAAUGUCCAUAAAAGAUUUCCAGAAGAUGUGUGGCAGAACAGAGUUGUAACCUGCCUUCUGCCAGGCAUCUCAUUUUUAAUAAUUAUUUAAAUAUGUCUAUUGUUUGUUUUUUCCUGACAUAAAUGUGAAAAUGCAUUAUUCCUGAAUGUCACUGGGGAGAUUAUCUAUCAUUGUCAAUUCUUGAUGGAUUUGUUUUUCAAGCCAUAUGCAAAAGUUUCUCUGUAAAAUUAUUUCUGUUUGCUCCUAUUAGUAUGCCUUUAGACGGAACAGUCAUCAGUGCAAGAAAGUUUUCAUUUAUUGAGAAACAAAAAAGCUUUCACAGCCUCUGUAAGACCACGUCAAAAUACCUGGUUCAUCUAGCUCUGGGGCUAGCAAGUAUCUAGUACUAGAAGUAUUUUUCACGUAACUGUCAAGGUUACAGAUUAUGUGAGCUGGAAAUUAAAUUUUCAAAACUCUGAAAUUUGUUGAAAUUAAAAGUUCCAACAAAAGGCAGAUUUUUCAUGGGUGCAGUCAGUGUUUUGCGACCCAGCUCUCAUUUAAUCAUAGAGUCACAGGCCAGCCUGGGUUGGAAGGGAUCUUAAGACCAUCUAGUUCCAAUCCCCCUAUCAUGGGCAGGGACACCUUCCACUUGGCCAAGUUACCCAGAGCCUCAUCCAGUCCAGCCUUGAAUACUUUCAGGGGUGGGCAUCCACAGCUUCUCUGGCACUUUGUUCCAAUGCCUCAACAACCUCACCGUAAAGGAUUUUUUCCAAAUAUCUAAUCUAAACCUGCCCUCUUUCAGUUUGAAGCCAUUCCCCUUUUUCAUGUCACUACAUCCCCUUGUGAAUAGUCUUUCACAGCUCUCUGGAAAUGUCUUGCUUACAGUUUUUAAUAAUAAUAAUAAAACUAGAGUAGAUUUCCAACAUAUCCAGCCUGGGGUCAGAUGAACCCAACUUUUGAAAGGAUUCAAGGUGUGAAAUACCAGCUGCUGGGUUUGGUGCACCUGACC
This is a messenger RNA of Taeniopygia guttata (zebra finch), 1986 nucleotides long. Lineage: Eukaryota; Metazoa; Chordata; Aves; Passeriformes; Estrildidae. The record is from RefSeq and is a predicted model, not a curated record.